Molecule: messenger RNA, 1338 nt
Organism: Peronospora matthiolae
Lineage: Eukaryota; Oomycota; Peronosporomycetes; Peronosporales; Peronosporaceae
Source: the annotation of a GenBank genome assembly
AUGGGACAAGGCCAGAGCGGAUUGCCACGCCAGACGCGGGAGGAGGCUGCGAAGAAGAAGGAGGACGCUGCCAAGCAGAAGAAGAAGAAGUUUGAGCCGCGUGGCGGGGCCAUGACGCGCCGACGCCGUAAGAAACGAGGUCCAGCCGCUUCCGUGCGGAUCCCGACGGUGUACCCCACCGCCAAGUGCAAGUUGCGGUUGCUCAAAAUGGAGCGCAUCAAGGACUUUCUGCUCAUGGAGCAGGAGUUCAUCCAGAAUCAGGAGGUCAUGAAGCCAAAGCAGGAGAAGGACGAGGAGGAGCGGUCCAAGGUGGACGAUCUGCGGGGUACGCCCAUGGGCGUGGGCACGCUCGAGGAGAUGAUUGAUGACAACCACGCGAUCGUUUCGUCAUCAGUGGGGCCUGAGUACUAUGUGGGCGUCAUGUCGUUUGUGAACCAAGACAUGUUGGAGCCAGGCUGCUCGGUGCUGCUCCACAACAAGGUCAUGUCGGUCGUGGGGAUCCUGGCCGAUGAUACGGAUCCAAUGGUGAGUGUCAUGAAGGUGGACAAGGCGCCGCUCGAGUCGUACGCGGAUAUCGGAGGGCUCGAGUCGCAAAUUCAGGAGAUUAAAGAAGCGGUGGAACUGCCACUCACACAUCCAGAGCUCUAUGAAGGCAUUGGCAUCCGCCCACCGAAAGGAGUGAUUCUCUACGGCGAACCGGGGACGGGCAAGACGCUGCUGGCAAAAGCGGUGGCAAACCAAACGUCGGCUACGUUCCUGCGUAUCGUUGGCUCGGAGCUGAUUCAAAAGUACCUGGGUGACGGUCCAAAGUUAGUGCGUGAGAUGUUCCGUGUAGCUGACGAUCAUGCGCCGUCGAUCGUGUUUAUCGAUGAAAUUGACGCGGUCGGCAGCAAGCGCUACGAUUCGAGCAGUGGCGGAACCCGUGAAAUUCAGCGUACGAUGCUCGAGCUUCUGAAUCAGCUGGAUGGCUUCGACGAGCGCGGCGAUGUGAAGGUGAUCAUGGCGACGAACGCAAUCGAAAGCCUCGAUCCCGCGCUGAUUCGUCCUGGUCGUAUUGACCGAAAGAUCGAGUUCCCUCUUCCGGAUAUCAAGACGAAGCGUCGUAUAUUUGGCAUCCACACGGGCCGCAUGAGCUUGGCAGACGAUGUAGACUUGGAAGAAUUCGUCAUGACCAAGGACGAGCUCUCGGGAGCUGACAUCAAGGCUGUUUGCACUGAAGCUGGUCUGCUCGCCCUGCGUGAGCGUCGUAUGCGUGUGACGCAAACGGACUUUCGAAAGGCGAAAGAAAAGGCGCUUUACAAGAAGAAGGCCAACAUUCCGGAAGGUCUUUAUCUAUAA